Molecule: messenger RNA, 1438 nt
Organism: Trematomus bernacchii (emerald rockcod)
Lineage: Eukaryota; Metazoa; Chordata; Actinopteri; Perciformes; Nototheniidae
Product: transportin-2-like
Exons: 8
Coding region: 185-760 (191 amino acids)
Biological process (GO): protein import into nucleus
Cellular component (GO): cytoplasm; nucleus
Molecular function (GO): nuclear import signal receptor activity
Source: RefSeq, a predicted model, not a curated record
GGUGCACAUCGUUGAGGAAUAUCCGAGAUAACGAGGAGAAGGACUCGGCCUUCAGGGGGAUCUGCGUGAUGAUCGGUGUGAACCCUGCAGGCGUGGUGCAGGACUUCAUUUUCUUCUGUGACGCUGUGGCCACCUGGGUCAACCCUAAGGACGACCUGAGAGACAUGUUUUAUAAGCUGAGUUCAUGCCCAUCCUGGGACUCAACCUGAACCCAGAGUUUAUCUCGGUGUGUAACAACGCCACCUGGGCCAUUGGAGAGAUCGCCAUGCAAAUGGGUGCAGAGAUGCAGCUGUACGUGGGUGUGGUUCUGCCAAACCUGGUGGAGAUCAUCAACAGACCCAACACACCCAAGACUUUGCUGGAAAACACAGCCAUUACCAUCGGCAGACUGGGUUACGUCUGUCCCCAGGAGGUGGCGCCACAGCUGCAGCAGUUCAUCAGACCAUGGUGCACAUCGUUGAGGAAUAUCCGAGAUAACGAGGAGAAGGACUCGGCCUUCAGGGGGAUCUGCGUGAUGAUCGGUGUGAACCCUGCAGGCGUGGUGCAGGACUUCAUUUUCUUCUGUGACGCUGUGGCCUCCUGGGUCAACCCUAAGGACGACCUGAGAGACAUGUUUUAUAAGAUCUUGCAUGGCUUCAAGGACCAGGUGGGGGAGGAGAACUGGCAGCAGUUCUCAGAGCAGUUCCCACCUCUGCUGAAGGAGCGGAAAUGCAGGAAAUGUGCACAAAUAGUUUGCACCUUUUUCCAAGAAAUUGCAUAAACCAUUUGGUGUGCAUAUACAUGGGUCUUCUCUUUUCACAUGUACAUUUAGCUGAAUUUAAUUUCCUUCCUCUUCCCUCAGUUACUGAGUUCCUCUCCAAUCAUAGGCCUCUUGUUUUCCUCUUCGUUUGAGGCUAAAGAAGACGCAGUAGGACUAAGGUUUUACCACCGCAGUACCAAGCUAUUGCAUGGCAUAUGAUCACCUCUUAAGUGACGCAUGUUUAAGUGAAUGUUGGUCUUGUUGCUCACUUGAUUUAUUAUUUGGUUGUUUUUAAAACAAAUUAUUUUGAUGCACAUGUGACAGUUUUGUUUUUAUUAAUUAAUUUUGUUUCUGAUUUUGUUUUUUGUGCCCCAGUGCAUACAUUUAUUUUUUACUUUAAAUGUUUUUAUUUUUUAUUUAAAGAAUAAUUUGUUUUCGUUGUUUUAUAGCGGACCAUUUGAUUAUGUUGUGGUUGGACUGAAGGAGGGUCGGUGCUUGCUAUGCUUGGUGCAUACCUUAGGGAAGAAUGUGGAAAAACUAAUUCAUAACUUUUUUUUCAAUCUGAUAUCAAGGCUGGUAAUUGAAUUCAAUGUAGUACCUUAUUUUUUGCUCAACUGUGGUGCAGAUGGGAUGUUAUCCAACGUAUCUUUUUAUUUAAUUUUCUGUGAAUAGGGGGAAAUAAAUUGUUUCCUAAUAAGA